AUGCCAAAUGAAAUGUCUCUUACCCCCAACCCAGCAGCUUGCCACCUAGCCGAUGCCGCAUCCACCCUCGAGGCUACCGUAUUUUCGAUUUAUUUCCCAGAUGCGUUUCUCCCUCUUUUUAUCUGUUUCUCUCUCUUUUUAUCUGUCUGUUUCUCUCUCUUACUCCCUAUCACAAAGGGGGCAAGGAUUAUUUCAUCCGAUAUGCAUUCUUCUCAAAAAUACUCUAUUAAUUCAACCUUAAUAAAGACUUUAAGUCGCGAAUUUCUCCAUUUAUUUUUUCCAAUUCGGUGGUCACGGCUCAAAGAGUUAACAAAUAAACAAUCCUUUCUUCCUUAUAAUAUCAAUGUCUUCCAUUUGAUUUUUUUCAUUAAUCUUAACUUUUUUCUCGCACUCAUUUCUUAUUCUUUUUUGUUUUCCCUCUCUCUCCUUAUUUCUUUAUCUUUUUCUUUCAAUUUUCUCUUCUGUCUUUUUCUCUUUCUUUUUUAUUCCUUCUUUGUAUGCUUUAUUCUUUCUUUCUUUUUUCUAUUUACUGUUUUUGUCAUUUCUCUCUCUCUUUCUCUCUCUCUUUCUCUCUCUCUCUCUUUCUCUCUCUCUCUCUUUCUCUCUUUCUCUUUUUUCAGUUUUCCCUCUCUACCACCUGUUGUUCAUCAAUUGUGA
This is a messenger RNA of Acanthosepion pharaonis, 657 nucleotides long. NCBI's taxonomy places the organism in Eukaryota, Metazoa, Mollusca, Cephalopoda, Sepiida, Sepiidae. The record is from the annotation of a GenBank genome assembly.